Messenger RNA from Aspergillus niger, 2208 nucleotides. RefSeq lists its product as uncharacterized. The transcript has 8 exons. Lineage: Eukaryota; Fungi; Ascomycota; Eurotiomycetes; Eurotiales; Aspergillaceae. The record is from RefSeq and is a predicted model, not a curated record. Bases 1 to 2208 code for a protein of 735 amino acids. Gene Ontology annotation, biological process: DNA-templated transcription; positive regulation of transcription by RNA polymerase II. Gene Ontology annotation, cellular component: nucleus. Gene Ontology annotation, molecular function: DNA-binding transcription factor activity, RNA polymerase II-specific; sequence-specific DNA binding; zinc ion binding.
AUGGCAGAUAUUCGGAAUACCUCACGGAAAUUCAAGCGGACGUCAAACGCAUGCAUUGCGUGCCGUACGAGCAAAAUCAAAUGCACCGGUGAAGAGCCAUGCGCCAACUGUCAGCGCAGGCGUGUCGAGUGUCGUUUUGUAGAAGGUGUGAAUAAAGUCAUUGUCACUGAGAGAUAUCUGCGAGAGCUACAGGGUAGAGCUAGCAAGCGCCAAGGGCAGGAUACCGACAUCCAGCCGGACAGACAGUCGAUCAAGCGGACCUCAGCAUCGGCCUUCGGGUCGGAUGCAGAUAUUGAUGUUUCUCCGUCUGCAGAAAACCCGACACAACUGUAUACGGCAAGGACGAUAUGGACAAGCCCAUUUACGCUCCCAUCACGAGUGAUAAAAAAGAAUGAUGGUACCAAGCGAAAAUGGAGUACGUCUCUCAUCCCCAAUACCGAUACCUUCUUCAACAUGAUUAACACGAUAAAACUAUCAGCCUGGCUCGCUCCGACCUCGACGUGGUCAUUCACAGAGCGGUUGAAAUUCAUGAUCGCCGAGAAACUCCAAAUUGUAUCGCACUGCAGCGCGCCAGAUUUAUUUGACGGCGAUCUGUACCCUAUUCACUGGACUCCCAUGUCGGUGAAUGAGCACCCUGACGUCAGCAAUCUUCCGUCAAUGGACUAUGCACUCUACCUGUUUAAUACUGUCAAGUUCCAUCUGGGUCAUAACUUCCGUCUUCUCGAUGAAGCCAACUUUGUGCAUCAUACCCAGCAGUUCUACCGUGGAGACGCGGCAAAGGAGGCAAGUAAUAACCGGUUAUGGUUCGUUCAGUUUCUACUAGUCCUUGCGUUUGGGAAUGCAUUCCUUUUGCCCAUGGGCUAUCGUUCAAGUGGCGACAACAAAGAGCCACCAGGGGCAAAGUUCUUUGUGCGGGCUGUGAGUCUAAUGCCUGAUCCGACAACGUUGUCCCGCAGCGGUUUCGUGGCCAUUGAAGUGCUCGCGUUGACAGGGUUGUAUCUGUAUUGCAUCGAUCAUCGAUCGUCAGCAUACUCUUAUAUUGGGCACGCCAUUCGUAUAGCACAAAUGGAUGGUAUGCAUACUCAACUCCCCGAAGAUGAGCUCGGAGCGGAGACUGUCGCCCGAUCGCGGGAUCUUUGGUGGACGCUUUACGUCCUGGACCGGCAUAUCUCAUCAUCAGUUGGUGCGUCCAUGACUCUUCAGGAUAGUGAUAUCACCACCCUCCUCGACCCACCUGGGACAACAACGCAGAGCAAUGCCACGCUUGGCCUUUUAGUGAGAUUGUCGCAUCUGCUUUCUUAUAUCCUCUCUUCUAUAUACAAAUGCAGUCAAACCCAGCUGGGGACGUUCCUCGAAACCACCCGAUCGAUCUUACAAGUCCUUGCGAGCCAAGCCCAAGACAUCGAGGGCAUCAUUGAAGUGAAUUUCCAGAAUUCAGUAGACGCCAUGUCGAAAGGGACGAGGCAUGUCACGCUGCUAUAUCACCAGUGUGUAAUAGUAGCCACGCGCCCCUUGCUACUAUCAGUUCUGAAAGAGCGACUGGAUCGGCUGGGUCACGGACCGGAAGAUUGGCAGAGCAUUGUGGCCCCUACCGAUGGUCUGAUUCGGGCGGGUAUCAAGUCAGCAAUCAAAACGCUGCAGAUACUCAUGGAUGAAGACAAUCUACUAGACGUUUUCCUACCCUUCGACAUGGAAUUUACCUACGGCGCAGCAAUGCACAUUGCCAUGGCUGGUGCCGUCUUUCCCAACGUUACGGAGGGCGAGAAUCAAAAUUGCAUGAACGACGCACACUUGAUUCUUGACCAAAUGAUCCAGCGCGGAAACAAACUCGCCGCAGCGCGCAAGUCCGAACUUGUCCAGCUCGAAAAGCUCUUCCGGGAAGUAGCAGAGCGGAUCGAGAGGCGGGGACUUGAGACACUUACUCUACCCACUUCUUUGGCUGCGGUGCCACCGCAGUCUGAGCUAGGCUCGGAUUAUCUGAUUGCGGGCCGUGUCGAGCGCUCCCAAGAGCCGGGAGAUUUGGCAGCUUGUCCAGUACCAUUAACUUCGGUCCCAGGGUCUCCGUCUGUCCUGGCUCAAGCUUCUAGCCUCGGCUUUCUGGACAGUAUCGGGAUUUCCUCGUACGAGUUUUUCUCGCUGGUAAAUCAGAUUGGGCAGACGGAGGGGUGUAGCGUUUUGGAUCCAGGAGUGCCACAAUGGGAUGGAUGA